AUGGAAGAUAACAGGGAUCUUAAAAUAAUAGUUGUUGGAAAUUCUAGUGUUGGUAAAACAAGCUUGAUUGUAAAAUAUAAAACUAAUCAAUUCUCACUAUAAACUACUGGUACUGUGGGAGUAGAUAUGUCAAUUGAUAAGAAUGUGAAUAUUAAUAAUAAUAUGUAUGAUGUUGCUAUUUGGGACACAGCUGGUCAAGAAAAAUAUUAAUCAAUUGUGAAAAUUUCAUCUCAAGUAUUUUUAUGCAUUUUCAUUUAUAGAAUGCUCAUGCUUCUUUGAUAUGUUUUGAUUUAAGUGAUCCUUUAUCAUUAGAUAGUGUUGCUUCUUGGAUUUAAUUCUUAAAAUCUGAGGGACCUUAAAAUAUAUAAAUAAUUAUAGUAGGUACUAAAAAAGAUCUUAAUGUCUAAUAUACAUAAGAAUAAUUAAAAUAAAUCUCAAUCGCUUGGAAAGCAAAUUUUUAAGAUGAAUUUCCAAUCCAUUUAACUUCCUCAAAAACUGGAGAAGGAAUUUAAGAUGCUUUUCUAUAAGCUUAUGAUUUAGGAGCUAGAGCAAAGUAUGACUUAAAUACCUAAUAAUAAUAAUUAUAAUAAAACAAUAAGAGUUUUAAAAUAAGUACUUCAUAAUUGUUAAGAAGUUAAUAACCUUAAAAUUAAAAAACAGAAGUAAUAAUUUCGAAUACAACUUCUCUUAGAGAGAGUUCAAUGAAUUAUUAAGAAAAACCUUCAAGUUGCUGUUGAUUUUAUUUAUAUCAUAAUUAAUAAUGAAUGAAACAUUGAAAUUAGUUUUAGUGGGUUAAUUAGGAGCAGGAAAAACAAGUCUCUUGUAAUCUCAUAGACAAUAAGAGUUCCGAGUUCAUAAUGCACCAACUAUAGGAAUUGACUUUUAAGGAAUUAAGGAUGUUGAAAUAAAUGGUAAACUUUAUGACAUUUCAAUAUGGGAUACCGCUGGUUAAGAAAGGUAUAGAUCCAUGACAAGGAUGUCCUUGUAAGUAUAAAUUUGAAUGAAUGUAACUAGAAUACUAAUGUAGCAAUUCUUUGUUUUGAUUUGAGUAAUCCUGAUUCAUUUAGACACAUUUAAGGUUGGAUAGAUUUUCUUUAGAUUAAUUGUUAAUCUGAUAUAGGAAUUAUUAUUGUUGGAACUAAAAAUGAUUUACCAACUUUUUAUAAUAAGGAAGAUCUAUAAAAAUUUCUCUAGACUCUAAAUUCAUUAUCUUAAUUGAAAUUAUUUCUUACUUCUGCCAAAACUUAAGAAGGUAUUGAAUAGACUUUUUAAUAUGCAUAUGAAUUAGGAGCAACAAUAAAAAUGAAAUCUUUAUAAAUGGAUAGAUCUAUAUUGUUCGUUCCACCUGAAAAACUAAAUAAAUUGAAAUGUAAAAUAUCAAAAAAUAAUAAUUAUCAUUGUUGUUGA
This is a messenger RNA of Paramecium sonneborni, 1407 nucleotides long. Lineage: Eukaryota; Ciliophora; Oligohymenophorea; Peniculida; Parameciidae. The record is from the annotation of a GenBank genome assembly.